Oncorhynchus tshawytscha (Chinook salmon) is the source of this 2623-nucleotide messenger RNA. RefSeq names its product E3 ubiquitin-protein ligase RNF165. Gene Ontology annotation, molecular function: zinc ion binding; ubiquitin protein ligase activity. NCBI's taxonomy places the organism in Eukaryota, Metazoa, Chordata, Actinopteri, Salmoniformes, Salmonidae. The record is from RefSeq and is a predicted model, not a curated record.
ACUAGCGAUCAUAAAGGGCCUGACAUUUUUGGGGGGGAUUCGACACAACCUAGAGGCCAUGUGUGGUACUGAAUAUUUCCUAAACGUGAAAAUACCGAUCCAUCGACGCUUUGUCAACGAAGCAGUUGCCUGUCAGCUCAGUGCUAGAACUGCUUGAAUGUAGGUUGGAACGGACCAUCUGCAUGGGCUAUAUCUCUCAUCAACCCAGCGGCAAGACAAGGAUCCAAGAAUGGUUUUAGUGCAUGUCGGAUAUCUGGUUCUUCCUGUAUUUGGCUCAGUAAGAAAUAGAGGAUCCCACUUUAACCGGCAGCAGCAGCAGCAUAGCCAUGCUACCUCUUGCCGGCACUUCCAGCUAGGCCCCCAGGCCCAGCUGCCCAUUGACUUCCCAAUGCCCCACCCAGGUCAGCCCCAGUCGGGCAUCAACCCCCACCUGGCUCCCCCUGGCCAUCAGCAUUCUCCCCAGCUCCACCCGCCCCUCAACCCCCUACCCCCCACACCCCAGUUCCAGGACAUUUCUGCCCCUUUCCUACCUCAGGCCUUACACCAGCAGUACCUCCUCCAGCAGCAGAUACUAGAGACCCAGCACCGGCGCAUCAUGCCACCUUCCAGCAGACACCAGCCCCACAGACUGCGGCCGGGUUACGAGUUUGCUUCCGCCCUCCACAUCCCCCCACAGCCUGCGGCCCAGCAGCCUCGCUACCUGGCUGAAGGCACAGACUGGGAUUUGAGUGUGGACGCGGGGCUCCCUCCUCCUCAGUACCACAUCCGCCCACUGCCCCAGCACUACCAUCACUACCUGACAUCUCCCAGGAUGCAUCACUUCCCCAGGAACAAUGCCUCCACCCAAGUGGUUGUCCAUGAGAUCAGAAACUACCCGUAUCCUCAGUUACACCUGCUGGCUCUGCAGGGCCUCAACCCCUCCCGCCACGCAUCAGCUGUGAGAGAGAGCUAUGAGGAGCUACUGCAGCUGGAGGACAGGUUAGGCAGUGUGAACCGAGGGGCUGUCCAGACCACUAUUGAAAGGUUUACCUACCCUCACAAAUACAAGAAGAGGAUACCUCAGGACCUGAAGCUCGGGCUGGUGGAUGAGGAACUGGAUACAGAUGAGAAGUGUACCAUCUGUCUAUCAAUGCUGGAGGAUGGAGAGGAUGUCAGGAGAUUACCCUGCAUGCACCUCUUCCACCAGGCAUGUGUGGACCAGUGGCUGGCCACCAGUAGGAAAUGCCCCAUAUGCAGGGUGGACAUUGAGACCCAGCUGGCACCAGACAGCUGAUGCCUCCUUUCCCUGCCCCCAUCUUGUAAAACCCCACCUCAUCCCUAGGGGGAGUUCUGCCAAACGUCCCCCUCCCAUCUGCAUCACAUAUGAGCCUGCCUUCUGAGCCAGCUGAGGAAGACAAUGAGCGGGAGGGGAGGUGAGAGGGAUUAACAAAGCACACUGAUCCAAACAAUAGAGAAACAAAAGAGGCCGAUGGAUGGAUGGAUGGAUGAAGAAGAGAGGCAGAAGGGUGCCAGAAUGUAUGGACAGAUUUGCGGGGCCUUGAUGAGUCUCCAUCAGGGUUUUGCACCGUAGCAUUAGCUUCUCCAUACACUCAGAGAUGAGAUCCUCCAUUGAACCACCUAGCGAGCGUGUGUGUUGUGUUGUUGGGUUUGUAUAUGUGUACUGGUCUCACUCCCUCUUGAUGAAACCCAAAAUGCUGAGCUCUAGCUACAGCACAUCUGUGCAAAACAUGACAAGAUAUGAAAUCAGCAGUGGGAUGUUUCUUGAAAUGAGCUUCUGUGGCCUAAUACAUAUGGUGUUAUGGAGUGUAGUAGUCUUGUUAUUGAUCACCAGUAUUUAACAGGGUGACAGUGUGGUGUAGCAAGCAAAAAUCCCACUUUAAGAAAUAAGGUGGGAAAAAAUACAACAUGGGGAAAUAGUCUUCUUUAAAAGAGGGUAAUAGGCAUACAGGCAGCCUUUAGGCAAUGAGGAAGUGCUAGCUAUGUACAAAGGCCAAUCAAUAGGUGGAUUUCCAGUACAGUAGAUCUCUGCUAUCACAGUGGAUGCUAGAGAUGCUAACCAGGCAUGGCUUCAGUGGUUUGUAUUGUGCUGUAUUGGGGCCUCUAUACUCUAGAACUGAGGCCCCAGAUAUGCAUGCUGUAUGGCAGGCUUGGGCUGUCUUGUGAUUGUGGAGCAGUAGGAAGUCUGUGCAGGAUGACGUUUAUUGUCAUGAGUCUUGUCCUGGAGGCAGAACUCCGCUAGACGGAACAGCUGCAAAGUCAGAAUUGGCUACUUUGUAAAAAUUAAUUCAAACAAUUUUAGGUUAGGGUUAGCAGUGUGGUUAGGUUUAAAAUCAGAUUCUAUGACUUUGUGGCUGUGCCAGCUAGUGACCACUCUGCAGAGCGGCCUCCAGAACAAGAUUCAUACCGGGGGGAAAAACGGAAAAGUCCGCAGUAUCUCUGCAUGUGAACCAUACACGGUAUGACUCUCUCCCUCAUCCAUGGAGCAGGAGGAAGUUUCCCUUAGAUGCUGAUCUUAGGUCAGUGUUGCAUCUCCCCUCCUAAUAAUUAAGAUUAGAAUUGGUUCGAGAGGAAUGCUGAUUAUAGAACUGUGCCUAUGGGCAACUUCUACUCACAGCCUCAUCCA